AUGGAGGAGGUUGCAGGGACUCUGCAGGAAGUCCUGCAGUACAUGGGAACCUGCCAAGACGAUUUGGGACAGCUGUCACGAUCAUUGGUUGAGCUUGCGGAACAAGAGGGCGGGCGCUUAGAGCAGCUGCUGCAGGAGGAUUUGGCGUUACUGCGACAUGUAACAGACUUUGUGGGCGAUAUCGCAAAAUGGUCUGGCACUGAGGACCAGUGCGUACCCUUCGAUGAGCCUUUUUCGCUGUACCCCGCCUGCGACAUCGAGCACGAGCAGGCCUUCUGGAAGAGCCAUCAAGAACAGGUCAUCGACGCCGGAGCAAGGGUGUUUGAGGGUCAGGCGGGGUUGGGAGUGCCUCAGGGACUCGCGCGAUUUUGCAGCGGCCCGGUGUGGUCCGAGGCAGCUUUGCUGACAUCACUGUACCACGCUGCAUGCUCCAGGGGUGGCGGGGGUCAGAGCUGCUCCAUAUUCAUCGUGCAUCCCCAUCAAACCUACCUGGAGGAGGUGGGCAGGAAGCUGGCGGAAGCCGGGAUCCCCCACUCCACCGCCGUGGGGACCCUGGAGGAUGGUGGCGCCGUAAUGGUUGCUGCGGCCGCGGCCGGCAUCGCCGAUUUUGAGGAGCACCUCUGGCUGGGAUCUCUGCUCGAAACAUUCUACCUGAUCAGGCACGAGAAGAAACAGCGGGGGGAGUUACCGUUGAUGGACACGCCGGAGAGCAUUGCAGAGGAGUUGGACGCGCACGCCGCGAGCUGGGCGGCGCUGGUGGGGGACCGUUACGGGCUUGUCACCGUAGACAUGCCCGACCUGGCGCCAGGCACGGCCUUCCCGGCAACAGCGCUGGUUCCAUUGCUGCGCUGUUGGCGUUCCCUCCGAGGCCAGCCCCCCAUCCCGGCCGCCGCGCUCCUCGCCGCAGCCGCCAAAGCCGGCUUGGUUCCUCGGCCGGACUCAAGCAUUCGAUUCUCCAGGUCUCAGGCGGCGAUGAUGCUGACUCACCUGGUGAAGGUUCCGCUGACGCUGCGCCCCGCCGUGGCCGCCGACGUUCCCUCCCUCAUGCGCCUGCAAGCCAAUUCUGGCGCCGCACCCCAGGCGAUAAUGGGGGAGGCACAGCUGGCGGAGUGUCUGAUGAGUCACCCUCGCCUCAGCGUUGUCGCUGACUUCAGCGGUGACAUCGUUGCAGCGCUUACAGCGCAACCCUCCCAGGGGGAUGCAAAAGCAGUGGAGCUGGCGUUCGUGCACGUGGGUCAGGAUCUGGAAGAGCAGCAGGAGCUGCUGGAGUGUCUCCUGGCAUUCGUGCUGCAGUUUCUGCUGGCGGACGAUGACGUGGCGUGCCUGCUGCCAGGCCGGCUGCCGCUGUCGGCGCGGCACGCGCGCAUAGCGGAUUUCUGCUACGUGGCGUUUCCGGAGGACAGCUCAGCGAUACGAGAGAUACAGUUUGUGCCUAAUCUGGACUUUGACGCCCUGGUGCGGGGGGUACUUGCGGCGGGGAGCGGGGGGGCCGCGGUGGUGACCGGUGGGGGGACCAGCGGCGCCACUUUUGGCGCCGGCAGGGAAGAAUCCGCGGCCGCUGCUUCCAACGGCGACUCGUGGCCUGACAUGGCCGAAGGUGAUGCAGAAGCAGACAGCGGUGUGCUGGCUGCGCUGGCUAGCGAGGAGUCCCCUAUGGACGAGGGGGAGGACCCGGUGGCCACCGCUGUGCGGGCGGUGGUGCACGAGUAUCUGGCGGUGGCGCACGGAGGGGACCCGCCGGGGGAUUUUGCCGACGACACGCCCUUCAUGGAGGCCGGGCUCGACUCCCUUGACCUGCUGAAGCUGGCGAGUCUGCUGGGCAGCGAGUUGGGCAUGGCGCUUCCAAGCACGCUCGCGUUCGACUUCCCAACGGUAGAGGCCAUAGUGGCGUUCGUUGCGGCGCCCCCCGAGCCAGAACAGGACGCGGGCGCACGCGAGCGACGGCGUUCCUCCUUCGCGCAUCUUUUCUCCCUCGGCGGCGGCCGCUCGUCCCUCACCGACGUCUUCCGGCGGUCGUCAUUCGCUGCCGGGGGACGCCGUCGGACGGGCUCGGUGUUCCGGGGCAGCGGCAUUCCCUCCGCCGCGCUCGCGCCGUUAGUCAGCGGCGUUCCCUCCGACUUCUCCGCACCCGCCACGCUGGACGACUUCGGCCGCCGCCGCAGCCGCAGCAUUGGCCGGCCGCUUGGCGCCGCUGACGGCCGGCACUCUGCCGCUUUGCUGCGCCGGGAGAGUGUUGUGGAGGAGGGUCGGCGGGCGUCUGCCGCGCGUCGCAGCAGCAGCGCCUUUAUGCAUGCGCACCUCGCCAUGAUCCCGGCCGGCAGCCGCCGCGGAUCCGUGCUCAUGCCGGGCUCUUCGGCCCUCAUGGCUUCAACACCCGCCCUUCAGGUGGUAGUAAUGGACGCGUUGGCGACCCGGGUGGCGGCGGGCCCAGCGGGCAGCGCGGAGCUGUUCCGGGCAGACAUGAUCUGCCCGGUGCCGGUGACUCGCUGGGACAAUGACAACGCCGCCGUUGCCCGGCUUGGCGGCCGCAACCCCACCCGCUUCGCAGCGCUCAUGGACGGGGUGGAUAAAUUUGACGCCGGGCUGUUCAAAAUAUCCGGCGCGGAGGCGGCGGCUAUGGACGCGCAGCAGCGCCUUCUGCUGGAAGUGGCGCACGAAGCAAUCGGUGCAGCCGGGACGCCAGAAUUCAAACCCAAGGCGGCAGCAGCUUCUGUUGCAGCCGAUCCGACGGGGGUGUUUGUGGGUAUAAGCUACAGCGAGUACGCGCAGCUGUCGGCCGCCGUGUCUCCCAGUGUGUCAACCUAUACAGCAACCGGAGGCAGCCUCAGCGUGGCAGCCGGGCGCAUAUCGUACAUGUUUGGACUGAAGGGCCCAUGCGUUGCCAUUGACACCGCCUGUUCAUCCGGCCUCGUGGCCAUCGCGCAGGCGCACAAUGCGCUGAUGCUGGGAGUGACGAGCACUGCUCUGGCGGCAGGCGCUAAUCUGCUGCUCUCGCCGCAAACGCACGCCAUGUACUCCAUUGCAGGCAUGCUGGCGCCGGACGGGCGGUGCAAGACGCUGGAUGCGGCGGCGGAGGGGUAUGUGCGCGCUGAGGGCGUGGGAGCCGCCUGGCUUCGCUGCCUUCGCAACGUGGCCGGCGCCACGCUUGGCAACAGCCGCCCGGCUGCUGUGGUGUUGCACGGCUGCGCGCUUAAUCAGGACGGCCGCUCCAGCAGUCUGACUGCUCCCAACGGACCGGCGCAGCAGGCGCUCAUCAGAAGCGCGCUUCAGGCGGCCCACAUGCCACCCUCCAAGGUAAGCAGCUGCCAUGGAUAA
This is a messenger RNA of Coccomyxa subellipsoidea C-169, 3315 nucleotides long. Its product is annotated as ketoacyl-synt-domain-containing protein. NCBI's taxonomy places the organism in Eukaryota, Viridiplantae, Chlorophyta, Trebouxiophyceae, Coccomyxaceae. Gene Ontology annotation, biological process: fatty acid biosynthetic process. Bases 1 to 3315 code for a protein of 1104 amino acids. The record is from RefSeq and is a predicted model, not a curated record. The transcript has 22 exons. Gene Ontology annotation, molecular function: 3-oxoacyl-[acyl-carrier-protein] synthase activity; phosphopantetheine binding; fatty acid synthase activity.